ACAGAGGGAGGAGGAGCAGUGCAGACACAGAGAGAACUCGAGCAGUCACUCAGAUCUCGCCCAUGGUGAGGACAUCUAGCAGAAGUGCAAUCCUGAGGCAGCGAGCAGCAAAAAGGCAAGCAGGACAGAACAGAGGUGAAGUGGUGACACCCUUUAAAUUCUCGUCUGACUGACGUCUGCUGGACUCACAUGCUUCCUCACAGACUUACUCGCAGUGUUCUUCGCACACCAGCCGGCACCGCUGCCUGGUGAGAAGGGAAGGAUUUCCCUGACAGAGCUAGAAGGAGGGAGAGAAUAAAAGUAGACUUGAAGUUUAAAACACUAAGAAGCAGGAAGAGGGUUAUGCGGUGGUAAAGUGUGCCGAGCUGAACUGAGCUGAUCUGCUUGAGGACCAUCUAAUCCCUCACCCUGUCCUGCUUGGUCCAAGAUGGAGCUCAAAGUGUGGGUGGAUGGAGUGGUGCGGGUGGUCUGCGGCCUGUCUGAAGAAACUUCCUGCCAGGAUGUCGUCAUCGCUUUGGCGCAGGCCAUUGGUCAGACAGGUCGAUAUGUUCUUAUUCAGCGUUUGAGGGACACUGAACGGCAGCUUUUGGCUACAGAGAGGCCCUUGGAGUCUUUGGCAAAGCUGGGGCAACAUGGCAGCGAGGUGCAGUUCUUCCUGAGGCGCACUGGCCCUAGCAGCAGUGAUGGGCCUAGUUCAAAACAGGAAAGACAGUCUACCCUUCCACUGCCCAAGCAUCCUGAGCCAGAGCCUUUGAAACGUAAUCAACCUAAGAAAGCGCUAACGUUUAACUUAGGGCCAUCCACUUCCCCAAAAACCAAGACCAAACAGUUUAAGAGGUCUCCAAGGGACUCCACAGAGCAAAGAGCCUCUCCAUCCUCUUCACCUAGUCCUGUAUCCCCUCAUGCACCAUCACUUUCCCCCUCACCUCCUAUUGAUCCUUCUAAGGAGGAGGUCUUUAGAAAGGUUCUUCAGCAACAGGAGAGACUGAGAGCCAUGGAGGGCCAGCUAGAAGCCCUGGAGAGGGAGUCACAUUCCUGGGAUCAUCCGUUCCCCUCUCCAAGCCCUUCACCGGUGUCAGACUCUCACUUGCAAGAAGAGAUUGAUGCUUUAGAGCAAGCUAUGCAAAGGAACCAAGCUGAGCUCACAAAUGAGCAGUACUGGGAGAAGGAAUGGCAGGCGGAAGUAGAAAAGGAGCGAGGAAUGAGAAGGAAGCUGGCAGACUUACACACCAAGCUAGACGACUGCGGGCGGCGGCUGCAUGACUUCUCAGUUCGCUCAAUCCAGCUGGAGCAAGAGAUCCAGAGGGAGAGCCAGGCGGCAAGCAAACCCAGCGGGGCCAAGGAGUCACUCGAUGCUGUGAAGGCGGAGCUGCGGAUCCAGGAUAGGCAAGGGGCCGAUUUGGAGGAGCAGCUGUCAGAGGCUGACAAGGCACUGGAGAAGUCGGAGUCUCUGCUGCAGUCUAAGCAGAAUGAGCUGGAGGAUCUGAAUAAGGAGCUGAGGCAGUGUAACCUGCAGCAGUUUAUUCAGCAGACAGGCGUCCUGCCGGCUCAUGCCCACUCACGCACAGAGCUGCAGGAGCAGCUGGAACAGCUGGAACUGGCAGCAGGCCGCAGUUCCACUCCUGUGGAAUUUCCACCUCGUCCGACGGCCAAACAGUUUCUAGGACAUCCACGGAACCUGCAAAACCCUCUAGUGUCCAGCCUCAACCCUGAGGUCCUGACAUCCCGAGAGCCAUCAUGGAGAUAAAACACGGACCGCAGGGCCAUGGGAAAGUUGUUCACUUUACUGUCGCCAUCACCACUUGUUUAACUCAUUUUGCUUCCCAACAUUUCCAUUUGUUAUUAAUUUACCUUACAUGUACUUUAUAUAAAUAAGAAAAGCUAUAUUUACAAUGUUUUGCUACUGUAAACAUUUUAAAAGAAUCUGUAUGAAAUGCAAAAAUCAUUUAGGAACCUUUGACGAAUAGAGGUUAUUACUAUUACUGCGUAUUUAAAUAAUAAAAUGUGAAUCGUGUUUUAGA
Molecule: messenger RNA, 2021 nt
Organism: Girardinichthys multiradiatus
Lineage: Eukaryota; Metazoa; Chordata; Actinopteri; Cyprinodontiformes; Goodeidae
Gene: rassf7a
Product: Ras association domain family member 7a
Exons: 6
Coding region: 428-1747 (439 amino acids)
Biological process (GO): signal transduction
Source: RefSeq, a predicted model, not a curated record